Molecule: messenger RNA, 1317 nt
Organism: Aureobasidium melanogenum CBS 110374
Lineage: Eukaryota; Fungi; Ascomycota; Dothideomycetes; Dothideales; Saccotheciaceae
Product: enolase
Exons: 2
Coding region: 1-1317 (438 amino acids)
Biological process (GO): glycolytic process
Cellular component (GO): phosphopyruvate hydratase complex
Molecular function (GO): phosphopyruvate hydratase activity; magnesium ion binding
Source: RefSeq, a predicted model, not a curated record
AUGAGUAUCACCUCCGUCACUGCAACACAAAGGCUGGAUUCACGCGGCAAUCCAACUAUUCAAACUCGCAUCGUCACGUCAGCCGGAACCUUUUCGUCUUUGGUCCCAUCUGGAGCCUCCAAAGGCGACUACGAAGCCGUCGAACUACGAGAUGGCGACGAACAAAUGUACCAUGGACAAUCUGUCCUCAAAGCCGUUCGCAAUGUCAAUGAAAUUCUCGGUCCUGCUAUCUGUAAAGCUGGAUUCAGCACCACGACGGAUCUCAGGAAGAUUGACGAACUCAUGAGAAAUCUUGACGGCACAGACGACAAGAGUAACCUCGGAGCCAAUGCUAUACUCAGUAUCAGCAUGGCCGUGGCAAGGUCAGGAGCAGCCGCUAAGAACAUUCCACUGUACGAAUUUAUCGCCAAUGAAGCAGCAUUGCCGACUGAUAACUUUGUGCUUCCUGUCCCCUUCUGCAAUGUUCUCAACGGCGGAGAUCAUUCCGGUAACCUGAUGGCCUUCCAAGAGUUCAUGAUUGCGCCUGUUGGAGCAUCUUCGACGACCGAAGCUGUUCAAUUUGCGGCCGAGACUUACGCCUCACUCAAGCGCGUCAUCGGCACAAAGUCAGGGAAGUCGGCUAUCGGGAUCGGAGAUGAAGGCGGUUUCGCUCCUCCUAUCUACCAUCCACAUGAGGCUCUCGAUCUUUUGACCGAAGCCAUAGAGUGCGCCGGUCAUACUGGCAAGAUCUUCAUUGGCAUCGAUCCUGCCUCACAAUCAUUUUUUGAGGAAGGUCGCUACAAUAUCGGUUACAAGACCGAGACCCCUGAAAGAUUGCAGCCAUCGGAACUGGCACAGUUAUACCGAUCCCUGCUAAGUUCUUAUCCCAUUGUACUACUCGAGGAUCCAUUCGGGCAGGAUGACUGGGAAUCCUUUUCUAAAUUUAACAAGGAUUGUACGAUCGAGCUGGUUGGCGAUGACCUCCUUGCGACUAACAUCAAGCGAAUCAAGAUGGCCAAGGAAAAGCGCGCUUGUAACAGUUUGCUUCUCAAGAUCAAUCAGAUUGGUACCAUCUCAGAAGCUAUCGAUGCAGCCAAACAGGCUUACGCCGACGACUGGUCUGUUUUUGUUUCUCAUCGCUCCGGUGAAACUACCGACGAUUUCAUCGCAGACUUGACAGUGGGUCUCCGCACGGGCCACCUGAAGUCUGGCGCUCCGUGUCGCGGAGAACGUGUUGCUAAGUACAACAGACUGAUGGAUAUUGAAGAUGAGCUCCGCGGACACCAAAAAUCGUUUGUCUAUGCCGGAGUCAACUUCCGCCAGGCUGUAAAACUAUGA